Molecule: messenger RNA, 3647 nt
Organism: Triplophysa rosa
Lineage: Eukaryota; Metazoa; Chordata; Actinopteri; Cypriniformes; Nemacheilidae
Exons: 11
Coding region: 1398-3647 (749 amino acids)
Source: RefSeq, a predicted model, not a curated record
UACAUGUAUAUCUAUUAUUAUGGAUUCAUAAUCUGCUAUAAUGUGGCAGUCAUUUUGGACCAGGAACACAAAACUAGCUAACAUGAAAUGAACACAAAAGGAGGGUUAAUGCCGUGUUGUCGGGCUACAAUGGCAGUUAGUGUAACAUAUUCUGUAUUGUUUUAGGCAACAAUAUGGCUUCAGCUAAGUCACACAAAGGCAUGAGCGAUGCUAACUGGUUUGCGCGUCUGGAGAGUUUUGCCCGAACAGGAGUUUGGCCAUCUAGGGAGGGGAAUAGACCUUCUCCCCGACAAAAAAGAUGGCAUGAGUUGUAUCAGAAGAUAGAAAAGUGCCCUCUGCAAAUGAGGGGGCAGACCACCCUUCUGAAGGAAGCUCAGAUUUGUUUUUGUGGAUUUCACAAGGUUCAUCCACCAGUCACAGUGGAUGCAUCACAGAGCACACCUGCUCAAAGCACACCCUCCAUCAGUGAUGUGUCACGUUCUGCAAAGAUGGCCAAACUGACAUUGUCAAUGUUUGAAAAGUCAAGGUUUGGAGGCUCACAUGUGGCAGCAGCAAAACCCAAUUUGAGCACCCAGAGGAAAACCUCUCAGACAUUAGAGCACUCCAGUUCAGCAGCAGCUUCUAGCCCACCCUCUGAUCCUCGUCCUCCUCCAUCCCCCAAACCUCAUCGGCCUGUCAUCCAGUCCUCCUCUACCUUCUUCCUUCCUCCAGCUCAGAGAUCACAACGCAUAAAAGAAACAGCAACACCAUCGACUAUUUCUGAGUUUGCUGUUGUGAGCAGCCCAGUAAGAUGUCAUUCAAAAUAUGAACAUGCCUUUGUCAUUUAAUGCUGUCGUAGCUUAUACUUAAACUAGUGUUUUUGUAAAUAUCAGCAGGUCUCAUCUCAGCCAGAAGACCCUGCGGAUCUCCCACUACUGUGGCCACAGACAAUGCCAGAGCAGGACCAGAAGUGGGUGUCGGAAGCACUUUUUAGGGUUGGUGCAAAGGGAAAGCUGGAGCUGCGUGAAAACCUACAGUUGUGGUAUCACCCCCCACAACCAGCCCUGUUGUACCACCAAGCUCCAACACCUGCUAGAUUUUUUUCACAGCGGCUCUUGCUCUGGAUGCCAUAUAGGCUAUGGAAGGUGCGGCUCCAGUGUACUAACCCUGCCUGUGCCCGGCAACAGCUGUGUGGUGGUGGUCUGCACAGGAGGGUAUGACAGGUGUUAGAUAUCGACAGAUACUACAACCUGGUCACAGAGACCCUAAUCUGUACCAGGUGUAGAACCAGCUACCUGUCCUGGAGUCAUGCUGUGCUGCAGCAGUUGGACCUGGCCCAUCGAUCUGAAUUCAGGGUCAUCCUCACACGCAAGUAUGCCUGUGACAUUCGAGUUCUUCGCUUGUUGCGUGAGAGGGGCAUGGGGAAUGGCCCAGUGAGGAUCAUCGGCCAGCUGAGGGAGAACCACAGUGAGGAGUGGUUAAAACGUGUGGCUCGGUACACAUCAGAGUGUGUGGCCUUUUUGGAUAAUCCUGGCCUGGAUCCACUGCACUUCCAGGAACCACCACCGCUUGCUCCUGUACCCAGCUACAAAUGGCUCCUCACUGUAUACAGCCAGGACAUCCUCAACAGACUCGAUCACAUCAAGGCCAGCAUCACAUCCACGUACGGAUCAAUUAUAAAAAUGGAUUCAACUAAGAAGAUCACCAAGAAGUUGAGUGGGCCUGCGAAAGGCACAGCACAGUGGCUUACCUCAGUAGGCAAUGAGGUAGGUCAGGUGCUGAUGAGUGUCCUGACUGCAAAUGAAGGGGCUGGGUUAGACCUCAUGGCUGCAGGGCUCAUGGAGAGAUACCAGAGAGCUGGUGUUGAUCCUCCCACUAUCCUGUAUGUGGACUGUGACUGUUGCAAGGAAGUGGGAGAGACUAAACUGAAGAGGCGGUUCAGCGGCUGGCCUGAUGUCAUCGUCCGUCUAGACAUUUGGCAUUUUAUGCGACGUCUGGCAGUAGGAUGCACCACAGAUGCCCACCAGUUGUACCCUACUUUUAUGGCUAGGUUGUCGUCCUGUAUUUUUGAGUGGGACGCAGGGGAUCUCACUCUGCUGAGAAAGGCCAAGAGGGAGCAACUCACCCAACAGGGCUGGCCUGCAAUGACGGAGGCAGAGCUUGACCGUCAUAUAAGCAAAGAUGAGCUGGCCCAACACUGCAGGAGGAGAACACGAGGAGAGGAAACCACUAUCCGCCUCCUUGAUAUGCUCAUCAGAGAGCUCAUGGGUGGCCAGGGGAAUGAUGCCCUUGGUAUUCCUCUCCUUGACAGUGUGAGGAUGCAGCACAUCUGGCAUGUCCAGAGGCGGCACGUCACCUGUAUUCAGGACCCUCCAGAUGUGCUGCUCUACACAGAAACUGGAACCCUAAUCAAGGGCGGGAUGGUUCUAAAAACGUAUCGGUGUGCCAGAGGCUCCACAUCCCUUGAAUCAUUUCACUGCCACCUAAACAGAUUUAUUCCUGGGAACAGCGCAAACAGCCUGAACUUCCAGAUUUACCUCCUGGAAGGUUUGUUACGCUGGAAUCUGGACCGGGCUGCAGCUGCUGUUGCAGGUGGAGGUUCAACCCUGCGUACGUACACAGGGGAGCUAGUUUACUCUGUCAAUGAGAACUACAAUAAGUUGUAUGGCCGGAAAUUGGUCCCUAACUUCACUCCACCUGGAGUACACACAGGGGAGCUCAUUGGAGUGCAGUACUUGUUGAGGCAGAAUAGUCAGCCCCUAGAGGACAUGUGCCCUACCUCUGAUAGGAUCUCUCAGUUGCUGGAGGAGAUAGAUGUGGAGGAGCAAGUGGAAGAGGAUGAGGGUUUCAUUGAUUUGUUGGGAGAGGAAGCCACAGUGGCAAAUCUUGUGGCAUCAGAUGACCCAGUCCUUUCAGGUUCACCAGUUUUACCAGCUGCACCUCUGCCCUAUGUCCAGGCUCCACCAGUACCCAGUGUCCAGACUCCUUCAGCUGCACUACUGCCCAGCAUUCAGGUUCUGCCAACUGCACCUCUGCCCGGCGCCCAGGUUCCACCCGCUGCACCACUGCCCUGUGUCCCGGCACUGCCAGUACCCAGUGUCCAGACUCCUUCAGCUACACUACUGCCCAGCAUUCAGGUUCCACCAGCUGCACCGCUGCCCUGUGUCCAGGCUCCACCAGUGCCCAGUGUCCGGACUCCAUCAGCUAUACCACUGCCCUCAGCAAUGGCUGUUGACGAGCACUGUAUUCCUGGAAUGGACCGGGUGGAUGAGUUGGCGGAGUGUCUGGUGGAGCUGCGCACACAGGCGAGCCUCACACUUACCAACCAACAAGUUGCGACCAUUGUGGGUUUGUGGCAGAACCUGGACCAAUUUGAUAAAGACAGGGUGAUGUAUGCUGCUCGUCAUCAAGACAGGCUACUUACAGGACGUUUCAGGUCCCCUAAAAAGAAAGCAGUCUUCACUCCUGGUGUAGACAGCACAAAGAGAUGUGUUUUGGGUUCUAGCGGCUCUCCAGCACAGUGGCCUAAUUGCUGUCGCCUUGUUGAAAUGAUUUUUAUAAGGUUGUGUAACAUCCACCGAAGCCCCCAAAAACAGCGGAGAGAAAGUGUGGUCAAUUUGUGGUCAAUACACAAGAAACUGGCCAUAGCCAGUACAAAGAUCCUUUAG